AUGUCGGGGCGCUCAAGUGGCGGUCGCUCAAAUGUCGGUCGCUCAAAUGUCGGGGUCGCUCAAUUGUCGGUCGCUCAAAUGUCGGGGCGCUCAAGUGUCGGCGCUCAAAUGUCGACGCUCAAAUGUCGGGCUCUCAAACGUCGGUUAAUCGGCCUCUUACCCUCAAUUUGGCUGGACGAUAGCUCGCAAGAAAAUUCUCUUGAUUCACUACGUAUACAAACGUUAUUUCGAGAAAUCAAUAACGAUAAUUAUUUAUUUUUUGAUAGAUCUGAUAAAUUUCUAUUUGAGAUUGAAAAAUUGACAAUGAAACAUAUAAAACUGUUAGUUGUGAUGUCAGAAUCACUUGUUAAAGAAGUUCUACCUAAAAUAAAUAAAGACAUAACAAUAAUAAUGGACCGUUAA
Didymodactylos carnosus is the source of this 402-nucleotide messenger RNA. NCBI's taxonomy places the organism in Eukaryota, Metazoa, Rotifera, Eurotatoria, Philodinida, Philodinidae. The record is from the annotation of a GenBank genome assembly.